Piliocolobus tephrosceles (Ugandan red Colobus) is the source of this 621-nucleotide messenger RNA. Its product is annotated as zinc finger protein 705A-like. The record is from RefSeq and is a predicted model, not a curated record. The transcript has 4 exons. The annotation marks the transcript as partial. NCBI's taxonomy places the organism in Eukaryota, Metazoa, Chordata, Mammalia, Primates, Cercopithecidae. Gene Ontology annotation, biological process: regulation of DNA-templated transcription.
AAGAAAGUGACUUUUGAAGAUGUAGCUACUGACUUCACCCAGGAAGAGUGGGCCAUGAUGGACACAUCCAAGAGAAAGCUGUACAGAGAUGUAUUGCUGGAAAACGUCAGUCACCUGGUGUCCCUUGGGUACCAGACAAGCAAAUCCUAUAUAAUUUUGCAGCUGGAGCAAGGAAAAGAGCUCUGGCGGGAAGGAAGAGAAUUUCUUCAAGGCCAGAAUCGGGGCAAGGAAAGUGCCCUUAAGAAAAAACACACGAUAUCCAUGCAUCCUAUCAGAAAAGAUGCAUCCACCGGUAUGACAAUGGAGAACUCUCUCCUUCUGGAGGAUCCCUUUGAAUGUAAUGAUUUGGGAGAAGAUUGCACUCAUAGUUCCACAAUGACUCAGUGUUUGUUAACUCAGAGUGGAACGAAACCCUACAUCAGCAAACAGUGUGGAAAAUCCCUUAGUAAUCAGUUGUCCCCUAAACCACAUAAACGAAUUCAUACUAAAGGUAAAUCAUAUCAAUGUAAUAUAUGUGAAAAGGCCUAUACUAAUUGCUUUCACCUUAGACGGCACAAGAUGACUCACACCGGAGAGCGGCCCUAUGCAAGUCAUCUAUGUGGAAAAUCCUUCACUCAGUGU